AUGCCAAGUGCAGGUCCAACCAUGGAUAUAAAGGAGGGCGAAUGGAGCGAGAUCGUGAAUCGAUUUCAGGUGCUCCAAGUGGAAGAUCUACCAGACGUCGAUGAAGAAGAGAUCAUUUCGUUGGAAGACUCCUCAGAUAUUCUAUCCGAGCUGGAAGAGUCGGAAGAGAUGCGCAUGUGUCUGAUGAUUUUCUCAUUCUUCGAGGAUUUUCAUCGCAUGCAGGACUUCCUUCGUGCUAUCUGGGGUGGCUUCAAGGUAGGAAAAAUCGACCUCAUGAGUGCAAGUUUGGUCACCAAUGCAACUUUCGAUGUCGUCAGUCAAAAUGAAGAAGAAAUUCUCGCCGCUAUACCAGGGGCAAAAUCCCGAGGGAAGACUGAGAACGAAAGUCUCCGACCAACUCCGUUCGACGACUUUAUCUAUCUGUCCGUGGCACGGAUUCUAAUGAAAUUAGUGCAUUUAUGUCGGAUGCCAGAGCUACCACCGUACUUUAUCCCGGCGUUCUCAUUGAGGUCUGGUAACAUCUCUCGACCAGAGUUUCUUGGCACACCUUAUAUGAACAAGAGAGAGCAAGAAGAUGUACUUUUAUCUCACUACUUUAUGGACCUAGCUUUUGUGACGAAUUUCUGCGAUGUUCUCAAGGGUCUUUGCGGCACGAAUCUUGACUUACAGGAUAUCCUAAAAGAAGACGUCGGAAAAGGGCACCAGGACCUGAAGAAUAUUGCCAAGAAUGCUCAAAGAGCCCUUGAUUCCACGGGAGUACUUUCUGGACCAGAUAAUUUGAACAGUAUCUGGACUGUUGGACCUCAUUUCUCGGUGUGGAAAAAUCCGAUGAUCCACGAAGGGAGUCUUUCGGAUCCUGACAGAGGGGAAUUGGUCGACGGUGGCGCUGCCACGGUCGACACAGCCAUGAUCUACCCGGUUGGAAUCUUAAUGUACGGAACCAAGUCUGCCAGCCUACAGUACGGAGGACCGAUCCAAGGCUAA
This is a messenger RNA of Drepanopeziza brunnea f. sp. 'multigermtubi' MB_m1, 984 nucleotides long. RefSeq lists its product as uncharacterized. NCBI's taxonomy places the organism in Eukaryota, Fungi, Ascomycota, Leotiomycetes, Helotiales, Drepanopezizaceae. The record is from RefSeq and is a predicted model, not a curated record.